This is a messenger RNA of Juglans regia (Persian walnut), 1938 nucleotides long. RefSeq names its product serine/threonine-protein kinase-like protein At3g51990. Gene Ontology annotation, biological process: protein phosphorylation. NCBI's taxonomy places the organism in Eukaryota, Viridiplantae, Streptophyta, Magnoliopsida, Fagales, Juglandaceae. The coding region runs from base 228 to 1676 and encodes 482 amino acids. The record is from RefSeq and is a predicted model, not a curated record. The transcript has a single exon. Gene Ontology annotation, cellular component: plasma membrane. Gene Ontology annotation, molecular function: ATP binding; protein kinase activity.
ACGACACAUAACAACAGUUGUCUGUUUCCCAAUCCCAAAGACAUCUGCAAAACCCAAAAACCUCUUCUUUCUCCCUUUCUUCCUUCUUACUCAUUCUAUAUUUGUAAUUGGCCAAAAAGAGAAAUCCUUUUGAUCAUUGGAAUUUUGACAUAUAUCUUGUCCAACAUCACUGCCUAUAACUCCAAGUCCACAAUCCUAAAGAAACUGAAGAGAAACGGAAACUGUCUAUGAUGGGAUACCUCUCCUGCAAAGCUGAAUCGGCCAUUUCUGUCUCCUCCAACUCCCAUGCUCCAUCUUCCAAGUCCAAAACCGCUCACAGCCCACGACACAAGAAACCCAUCAAGAUCCAGCAUUUUCACUACAGUGACCUUGAGGCUGCCACUAACAACUUCUCUGACCAAAAGCUGUUGGGCAAAGGCAGCCAUGGCUACGUCUACAAGGCCAUCCUCCACGGACGCCACGUUGCCGUCAAGAAGCCCUCUCGGACUCCCUCAGUCAAAGCCGAUGUCUUGACGAGCGAGGUCGAUAACGAAAUCGAAAUCCUGUCCAAAAUCCAGAGCCCAAGACUGGUAAAUCUAGUGGGUUUUACCAAUGAUUCUGAUAAUAGGCUUUUGGUGGUUGAGUUCAUGUGCAAUGGGACUUUGUACGACAUUCUUCAUUCCACAACUCGAUCCCCAACUUGGGGUCGAAGAAUUCGAUUGGCUUUGCAAACUGCAAAAGCCAUCGACAUUUUGCAUUCCUCAAACCCACCUGUGAUUCAUAGAGAUAUAAAGUCUGCGAAUGUGCUAAUAGAUAGAAACUAUAAUGCCCGGUUGGGUGAUUUUGGUUUAGCCCUUAGGUGCCAUGUGGAUGACUAUAGGCUAAGAUCCACACCUCCUGCUGGGACUAUGGGGUACUUAGACCCUUGCUAUGUGACCCCAGAUAAUUUGAGCACAAAGACUGAUGUGUUUAGUUUUGGGAUUUUGUUGUUGGAGAUUAUUAGUGGGAGAAAGGCUAUUGAUGUUGGGCACUCACCACCUUCGAUAGUGGAUUGGGCGAUUCCCGUUAUAAAAAAAGGGAAGCUUUCUGCUAUUUAUGAUCCAAGGAUAAUGCCUCCUAAGGAUUUGGUUGUGAGGAAGCAAUUGGCAGUGAUUGCCUCCAAGUGUGUAAGAUCUUGUAGGGAGAGGAGGCCGGCAAUGAAGGAGGUUGUUGAAUGGCUCAGUGGGUUAAGUAAAUUGGUUCCACUACAUUCGUGGAACGGUUUUAACAAUCCAUGUAUGAUGGUGGACACUGUUGGAGGUCCCGUGGGAUUGAGAAAUGUGAAUAAUUCGAGAAUGGAGGGUGUGGAAGGUGGGGAUUUUGAUGCAAUGGAUGGGAAUUUUGGUAGGUUGUCAACCAGGCAUUCCCGGAGAGUUUAUUCUGAUUUGGGGUUCAGUAGCAACUUGAUGGAGCUUAUGGCUGGUAACGAUGGGGAUGUUGAUGGGGAUGAGCUGAGUUCUAAAUCAGCGAAUCGAAGUUCUAAAUUUGGUAGUGGGAGAUAUUUCCGCAGAGGGAGAAAUCAAUCCCAGACUCAUGGAUGUGAUGACAAUGUCUUCCGUUUGAGGCGACAUCAAUCUGUUGGGGGACGUUCAGAGAUAUUUUCUAGAGAAGACUUAACUUCAAGUUCGAAUUUAGUUCUUGGGCAGCUGGGGGUGUAAGUAAUUUACUACCAGAGAUUCCAUCUGAAUGAUUCUGGCAAUGGAGCAAAGCCCCUCCAUCUUGUAAGCCUUAUCUUGUUUGCAAAUUACAUUGAUGUAGAAUUGUUGGUAGCUCAUUACUUUUGGAUUUUUCAAAGUUAACCUACCCCAUGUUCAUUCAAAUCUCAAUGUAUUGUUAUUUCCACAAGGGUACAUUGCUGAUGUCCCCCCCUGUAGGUUGUUUAAUCUUUCUUUGUAUGAAAAAUCUGAAUACAGAUGAAAA